UUGAAGGAUCUCUUACUCUUUGAGACAGUAUGGAUGGACCUGAAAUAAGCCAGUUAGCCUUAUUUAAUGUAUAAAGAACACUUGAAAAUGAGGGGAGAAAGAACAACCACCCAAUAGCAAUAUGUGGAAAGACAUGUACAUACAAUUUACAAUGAUAUCAAAAUAAAAUGCAAUUGAGAGACUUCUAUCAUUUUAGUGGAAAUUAAAAAGUGACAUACAUGGUAGAAAGGGUGUGGGGAAACACACUCCUGUAUUGCUAGUGGGAAAGCAAAAAACGGAUCUGAGCCUCAGGGGAGGGACUAGCCUGGAGAUGUAAUUAAAUUGGGAAUCUUCUGUGCUUGGAGGAAAAUGAACAGAGGUAACUCAGGGAGAGAACAUGUGGACUGAGAAGAGAGGAGGCUCAGAAACACCUUACUUAAAGUGGCAGCACAACUUUCUGGCGGGCACCACCACCAGACUCCAGUCAGGCACAGCUGGUCUUGAAAGUGGGCUGUGGGGCUGAGUUGCUGAGCACUCUUAGUGAUGUAGGGUACCCUCCCUGUGAUUAGCUGUCACACCUGGAGAUAAUGGGUAUCUCACAGGGAUGGUGGGCGAGGACCUGAGAUGCACCAGGUAAAGAACCUGCGGGCAGAAAGCUGCCUCCUCCUGCUGUCAAGGAUGUGGAGAAAAGUUUCAGUGAGUACCCCCAUGGCCAUCACCCGCCUCCCUCCCCCCACCCACUACCACCUCCGGUCUGCAGCAGCCAGGUCUCCCAGGAUUUGGGUGAGGGGGGGUUCUAGUUGGGGGUGAUGCGACGAUCACGUGAUCCACCGAGUGCCCACGUGGGCAGCAGCACCCGCCCCCAGACAAAUCCCAGUGCCAUUCGCUCCCCUUGCCUGUGGGGUGCCACCUCCCUGAGAUGCCCUGGCAGCAGGCGAGGGGAGAGUGGGCUUCCAUGAGCCUGAGGAGGCGCAGGCCUGGCCCGGGCCCGCAGGUGAGUGUGCCGGUGGGCCUUGCCAGCGGCCUCGGUUGGGGUGAAGGUGGAUGCGAGGAUGGAGAACAGCGGUGGGAUGGGGAAGCUAAAGAAUCGCGGAGAUGGGGGAGGAGGUGAACCUGGCGCUGGCGCUGGCGCAGGCAGGUGAGAAAAGAAGACCCCAUCACGGGCCCCGCCACCUCCUCAACGCCCCACCUCUGAGCCCUCCAUCCAUUUUCGAGCCCAAUAUGGGAGGGGGCGCGUACCGCAGUGCGACAGUGAAACGUAGGCAUAUUCUGGAAAUAACUCCCUCCCCACCCACCCCACCUCACACUGGGCCUGUGAGGAAAUAUUGACCUCCACGAAAAAGGGGUGAGGGUGGGGUGGGUUAACUGCAGGGUAGGGGUACACAGAAGCACAAGCAGUUUGGAAAGCUUCCUGAUCUGGUGCCCCAGGCCUGAAAAGCGAUAUGGCCACUUGGGUGCGGGGCAGGUAGGGGAGGGCAACGUUGGAUGUGGAGCGCCCGGAUUCAGGAAAGGAACACCAGUCCACUGAGCGCACAGCCACUGCCCCGGUUUCUUGUCUGUCUGCAGGUCUGUGUGUCUGACCCCAGCACUCUGCUAGACACAGAAAGGAAAAACCUGUCCAGAAUCCCUGCAGGAAAGGGAGGGAACAUCUCAAUAUGGAAAAAUUCUAUAAUGAAAAUGAAGAAAAGCUGGAAAUCGAGGGAAAGCCAGAAGAUGAAGUAGAUACAGAAGAUGAAGGAAAGUCAGACGGGAAAGAAAACCCAGAAGUGGAGGGGAAGCCAGAGCAAGAGGAAAAGCUCCAAGACCAAGGACAGCUAGAUGACGCGGGGAAACAAGAAAAGCAGAGCAAGUCCCAAGGUGAGGGGAAAGCAUGCAGUGAGGGCAAGCCAGAACCCCAGGCCAAGCCAGAGAGCCAGCUGCGAGCUGCCGAAAAACGCCCGGCUGAAGAGUAUGUGCCCCGGAAAGCUAAGCAAAAAACGGACAGGUGGACGGAUGAUUCCCUCAAGGACUAUCAGGAGGACUUACAGAAAAGGCAUUUGGGCAUUGAGGAGAGGAUGAGAGAAUGUGGAGAUGUGUCAAGGGCUCAGGAAGAGCUAAGGAAAAGACAGAAAACAGGUAGUUUUCACUGGAUGCAAAGAGAUGUACAGGAUCCAUUCUCCCAAGGGGCCAAUGGGGUGUCAGGGGAAUGAGGGGUGGAGGUAGGAGCCAAAGGGGUGUACAUAAUAUCCCAUAUCUUUAAAGCCCUUGGACUUCAAUUCUGAUUUCUCUGAUAAGAAUAUUCCAACCCUGCUUUCCCUUGGGCAGGGAGCGGGGAGGGUAUUUUCCAGGCAAUGUGCUUUAACCUUAAGCUGAUACUUUGCUGUAGGUGUCUGCCAUUCUUGUUACCAGCCACCUUUUGGUCCAAUAUACAGUGCUCUCUGUUUCAGUACUGGAUUUUCAUUCAUGUGCAUGGAAGAGAAGGUCAUGGUACUUUGUAAAACAAUAAAACUGUUUUUAGAACCAAA
Messenger RNA from Myotis brandtii (Brandt's bat), 2483 nucleotides. RefSeq names its product transcription elongation factor A protein-like 3. NCBI's taxonomy places the organism in Eukaryota, Metazoa, Chordata, Mammalia, Chiroptera, Vespertilionidae. The record is from RefSeq and is a predicted model, not a curated record.